This is a messenger RNA of Aspergillus uvarum CBS 121591, 1220 nucleotides long. RefSeq names its product putative metallo-beta-lactamase domain protein. The record is from RefSeq and is a predicted model, not a curated record. Lineage: Eukaryota; Fungi; Ascomycota; Eurotiomycetes; Eurotiales; Aspergillaceae. Bases 181 to 1059 code for a protein of 292 amino acids. Gene Ontology annotation, biological process: secondary metabolite biosynthetic process. The transcript has 4 exons.
CUGCAGAACUAGUUCCACCAUAAGGCGCGGAGAUCACGUCUUCCAGAGUGAGUACCAGCGACUUUGCUUUCGUAAGCAGAUUCCCCUCGCUUUCGUCGGACUGCUGAUCGUCUGUCGAAGAGUUCAUACCGUCGCAAGCCAGGUAAUCACAGGACUCGUUGGCCCUGAAGUGCAUACAUCAUGGCCACCCAACUCAUUACCCUGUCGGAGGUGGAACGGUUAAGUUCAUCGGUGCUGAGAAUACUGGGCGGCAAUCCGGGCAAGUUUACACUUCAAGGAACGAAUACAUAUCUCAUCGGUCGAGGUCACCAACGCAUUUUGAUCGACACGGGCGAGGGCAGGCCAUCGUGGGCAUCUCACCUCAAAGCCGUACUUGCUCAAGAAAAUGCCACUGUGCACCAGGCCCUACUCACUCACUGGCACCAUGAUCAUGUCAAAGGUAUCCCGGAUCUUCUAGAGCUUUGCCCCAAUGUGACGAUCUAUAAGCAUCAACCGGGUCCUGGUCAAAGCAGUAUCGAGGACGGCCAGGUGUUCAGCGUGGAGGGCGCAACCCUGCGUGCGUACCACACGCCGGGCCAUACCGUCGACCACAUGAUGUUUGUCUUGGAGGAAGAGGAUGCAGUGUUCACGGGCGACAAUGUACUGGGACAUGGGACCAGUGUUUUCGAAGACCUGGGCGAGUACAUGGGUAGCCUACAGAGGAUGCAGCAUCGGGUUGCUGGCCGCGGGUACCCCGGUCAUGGGGCGGUGAUUGACCAUGCGACGUCCAAGAUCUCCGAGUAUAUCAAGCAUCGACAGCAGAGGGAGGAUGAAGUGAUCCGGGUCCUACGACACGGCCAGCUUGAGGUCGCUGAUGGGGAACCGCCUAUCCACCCGAAAACCUUCUGGACCGCCAUGGAGCUGGUGAAAGUGAUUUACAAAGACGUCCCGGAGAACCUGCAUUUACCGGCCUGCCAUGGCGUACAGCUUGUGCUACAGAAGUUAGAGGACGAGGGUCGAGUGGUUCAUGACAGGGAUCUGGAUGAAUGGAGCCUGGAGCGUGGCAAAUCCCCGCUUUGACUCUUGUGAGAAGGAUUGGGAUUCGUUGUACUUUCUUUGCUUUUUGUCUUCUUUGAUUUUAUCUUUUCAGUGACUGUGGGAAUGCCGGGAGCAGAAUCAUAGAGAUACGAGGUAUAUGUAGUUUUGUUUCGGGAAUUCUAGGAACCAAUAUUAGUAUGAAA